UCACCUGUGUGGCAGCCUGUGGAAAGGGUGGUUAAUGGCAUGUGUGCUUGGUUCUGUUUGUCAACCAGGGCUUGUUUGGUUGAAAUAAGAAAGCGAAAGCUCGUAAGGCCAGAGAAAACUUCUCUUUUUGAAAGCAGUUUCCUGACAGACAGUUGAAAACCUCAGACCCCAGCCCACCCAAACCAUUCAAGGCGCAGGGCAGGGACGAGGCAGAAGCACCGCAGCGCCUUGGGGAAGGAGGCCCAUGGAGAAGUUUCAAGCGGUGCUGGACCUGCACCUCAAGCAUCGCAACGCUCUGGGCUAUGGCCUGGUGACCUUGCUGACAGCUGGCGGGGAGCGCAUCUUCUCCACCACAGUGUUCCAGUGUCCCUGCAGCGCCACCUGGAACCUGUCCUAUGGCCUGGUAUUCCUGCUGGUACCCGCGAUAGUACUCUUUCUCCUGGGCUACGUGCUAAACGCCCGCACGUGGCGACUGCUGACCGGCUGCUGCGCCCCGGGCACCCGCUCCAGCUGUGGCUCCUGCCGGCGCCGGGCCCUGGUGUGUGCGCAGCUCAGCGGGAUGGCCGCAGUCGCGCCCCUCACCUGGGUGGCCGUGGCGCUACUCGGAGGCACCUUCUAUGAGUGCGCUGCUAGUGGGAGCAACAUCCUGGUGCGGUAUUUGUGCCCCGCGGGUGACCCCGCCUGUGCAGCCCAGCUGCCCCUGGUGCCAUGCAAGGCCAGCGCUCCCGAAGGGCAAGACCUCCGGAAGGAGCUCAGGGCCCAGUCGCAGGUGCUGGGCUGGAUCCUGAUAGCAGCUAUUAUCAUCAUCCUUCUGAUUUUUACAUCUGUCAUCCGAUGUCUAUCUCCAGUUAGUUUUCUGCAGCUGAAAUUUUGGAAAAUCUAUUUGGAACAGGAGCAACAGAUCCUCAAAAAAGAAGCCACAGAGCAUGCAAACAAAUUGGCAAAAGAGAAUGUUAAAUGUUUCUUUGAGUUCUCACAUCCAGAAGAAUUCAAAACCCCAAGCAUGAAAGCCUGGCAGCAGAUUUCCUCACUAUAUACCUUCAAUCCAAAGGAACAGUACUACAGCAUGUUGCACAAAUAUGUUAGCAGUAAAGAGAAGAGUGACAGUAUCAGAUCUGCUUCAGGAGAUACAGUGAUUCCUGCUCUUGGCUUUGUAGAUGCAUCUGGUAUAAUCACUGCUGACGUGACCUUAUGAGUGAACAGAAAAAACUUUCUUUUGAGUUUUUGCUUCAUUUAAAAAAAUAAGCAUUAGGAUUGUUUAUGAUGGCUUUCAUUUUUUGGUCUUCCAAAUUGUGGAAACAUGGAAUUUUAGAUCUGAAAUAAAAAUUUAGAACUUUACCUCUUUAUUAUAUUACUUAUUA
Messenger RNA from Rhinolophus ferrumequinum (greater horseshoe bat), 1361 nucleotides. It is a transcript of the gene CALHM6, whose product is annotated as calcium homeostasis modulator family member 6. The record is from RefSeq and is a predicted model, not a curated record. NCBI's taxonomy places the organism in Eukaryota, Metazoa, Chordata, Mammalia, Chiroptera, Rhinolophidae. Gene Ontology annotation, molecular function: monoatomic cation channel activity. Bases 245 to 1195 code for a protein of 316 amino acids. The transcript is spliced from 2 exons.